AUGGUUCAGCAUCUGACAUAUCACUGUAGGUUAUCCUACAACACAGCUUCCAACAAAACUCAGCUGUCACAAACCCCAGGUAACAGAAUUGUUUACCUUUAUACUAAGAAAGGCGGAAAAGCACCCAAAUCAGCCUGUGGUGUGUGCCCCGGAAGACUUCGAGGUGUUCAUGCACUGAGACCUAAAGUUCUUAUGAGGCUAUCAAAGACCAAAAAGCAUGUCAGCAGGGCUUAUGGUGGCUCCAUGUGUGCUGAAUGUGUCCGUGACAGGAUCAAGUGUGAUUUCCUGAUCGAGGAGCAGAAAAUUGUUGUGAAGGUGUUGAAGGCACAGGCACAGAGUCAAAGAAGUAAAUAAAAAGGAUGUUUUUUGAAUAAUAAAGAAAAUUUUUAAAAAAGAAAGAAAGAAAAGAUAGGUGUGAUCCCAAGGUCCUCAGAAGGGAAGUCAGCCCAAGAGCAGUGAAUGAUAUUCACGUCGUCAACUCUGAAGACACAAGGGAAAAUAAUCUCAAUAAGAAGAAAAAGCUGUUAUUCCAAGGGACCAAUAUCAGUGGAAAGAGAACUCACCAACCAACUAAAGUCUUAAAAAGAAAAUGGACAUAGAUAAAUUAGGAGAGGAAGGAAUACCUCUCAGAUCUAUGGAGAGAAGGAUUUAUGACCACACAAGAUCGAGAGAAUAUUAGGAAAUGCAAAAUGGAUGAUUUUGUUUGUUUGUUUUG
Messenger RNA from Dromiciops gliroides (monito del monte), 715 nucleotides. Its product is annotated as 60S ribosomal protein L34-like. The record is from RefSeq and is a predicted model, not a curated record. NCBI's taxonomy places the organism in Eukaryota, Metazoa, Chordata, Mammalia, Microbiotheria, Microbiotheriidae. Gene Ontology annotation, cellular component: ribosome. The transcript has a single exon. Gene Ontology annotation, biological process: translation. Bases 1 to 354 code for a protein of 117 amino acids. Gene Ontology annotation, molecular function: structural constituent of ribosome.